AUGUCCAAACUCUAUUCACCUCACGUGCAACUUCCUGCAAGAACUCCACAAAGCACACCCGUUGAUAAGAUCACUCACCUUUUGGAAAAGUAUAGAAAUAGUGUUCCGAGUCAUGUUCAACGGUGUGUCUUGUUGAGUACAGGCUCAUACAAUCCAUGCCAUCAGAUGCAUAUUAAAACCUUUCAAAUCAUCAAGAAGGCGCUUGAGAGCUCGUAUGGCAAGUUGGUAGUGGGUGCUUUUAUUUCUCCAUCGCAUGGACAAUAUGUUUCAGGAAAGUUGAGAGAUGAUUAUAUUGAAACAGAGGCUCGAUUGGAAAUUUGUAAAUUAUCUAUUGAUUCCGAAACAAACAAGCUGAAAGAAAUGUAUGGAGAGGAAAAUGCAGAUGAUUUUUUGAGUGUGGAUCGAUGGGAGUCUGCAGUAUGUUGCGAAUUUAUUGACUUUCCUGACAUUACCUUCUCUUUGAGAGAAUAUAUCGAACAACAAUUUCCCAAUGAGAACAUUCAAAUUAUUUAUAUCUGUGGAAGUGAUCAUAUCGAAAAGUGUCCUUAUGUUUUGUCAUUCCCAACUCGAUUGAAAUGUGGAGCUGCAAUUUUGAAUCGACCCUCCCAUUCCAAAUCGGCAGCCUCAAAACAAUCUUCAUACAAAGCAACAGAGCAUAUUUAUUGGGUUGAUACAACCAUGGAGGAUGAAUGUAGCUCCACCUUGGUAAGAAAUAAGGCAAAAUUAGGCGAGUCCAUUUCACAAUGGGUUUAUCCUGAGGUUGAAAGCUACAUGAGGACUCAUCAUAUUUAUUUCCCUUAG
Messenger RNA from Naegleria lovaniensis, 801 nucleotides. RefSeq lists its product as uncharacterized. Bases 1 to 801 code for a protein of 266 amino acids. Gene Ontology annotation, biological process: NAD+ biosynthetic process. Gene Ontology annotation, molecular function: nicotinate-nucleotide adenylyltransferase activity; nicotinamide-nucleotide adenylyltransferase activity. The transcript has a single exon. Lineage: Eukaryota; Heterolobosea; Eutetramitea; Acrasida; Naegleriidae. The record is from RefSeq and is a predicted model, not a curated record.